Patiria miniata (bat star) is the source of this 5270-nucleotide messenger RNA. RefSeq names its product adenylate kinase isoenzyme 5-like. The transcript has 25 exons. Gene Ontology annotation, cellular component: cytosol; cytoplasm. Lineage: Eukaryota; Metazoa; Echinodermata; Asteroidea; Valvatida; Asterinidae. Bases 148 to 3387 code for a protein of 1079 amino acids. Gene Ontology annotation, biological process: nucleoside triphosphate biosynthetic process; ATP metabolic process. Gene Ontology annotation, molecular function: ATP binding; AMP kinase activity. The record is from RefSeq and is a predicted model, not a curated record.
GUUUGCCUAGAAACGUACAUGACGACUGCACACAGAUAAGUGGCUCACCUGUUGUGUGAUUGGUAAAGAGAAAAGUACUCGCAGAAAACACGGGCCAAAAAUUGGCCUGAUACUUCAUCAGAGGAAAGGAACCAUUGCGAUUGCACCAUGACGUCCAAGGACGACACCAAAACGUACUUGUCAAAGCGGGAGAUUCCCCAGUUAUUUGAGAGUCUCAUGACUGGGCUGAUGUACCACAAACCAGGCAAUCACGUGGACUACAUGCUGGAAUGCCUGGGCAAGAUUAAAGACAACAAGAGCGAGGCCGUCCGCUGGAACACGUUUGUUGAUGGGGCGAAAGGUCAAGCUCCCUUGCCCCCAAUUCAAUCCCAAGAUGCCCCUGUACUAGAUAGGGAGCCAACUUUCACGACAGAGGUACCAUUGGAGAUGAAGCGUUCUAGCGCCCUACCCCCCAUCGCUACAUCCCCAGGGGCAGCUACGGCCUCUAAGCAAGGCAUCCCUCCACCACACACUAGGUUCAUCUUUGUCAUUGGUGGGCCAGGCAGUAGUAAGAGUGAGCAUUGUAAGCGGCUGACUGAUCGAUACAAUGGCUAUGUCCACAUCUCAGUGGGUCAUAUGCUGAGGAGAAAGAUUAAGAAGUACACUGAGGACAAGUGGAAGAUGCUGGCUGAUGCAGUGCUGAACGGACAACAGGUGCCUCAUGAAACAGCCUUUGAGUUGGUGCAAGCCAAGAUUAGCAGUAAGGUGCAGAAACUGUCAGACAUCCAGGGAUUUAUCAUAGAGGGGUUCCCCCGGGGUAUGGAACAUGUGCAGGCAUUUGAGAAACAGUUUGGAGCAGUUGAUCUGGUGUUAUAUCUGAUGUGCGAUGAGACACGCCUCAGAUUUCGCCUGGAAAAGCGCAAGGAUACCAGUGGCCGGUCUGACGAUACAGACGUAGGAAUUACCAACAGGCUGGCAAACUUUAGCAGCAGCGUACCGGUUAUUAUGGACUACUUCCAACAGAAAGGGGUCUUGCAUCAGGUCAACUGUGAUCGUGAUGUGGAGGAGGUUUUCUACGAUGUGGCAAACUUGUUUGAUUCCCGGUUCUUCACGCAGGAUGCUUCAGAUAAUAGUGAACAAGUAGGAAAGGAUACAAUGUCAAAGCCGCUUCCCCCGAUCCAAACUGGAGAGAAGACUGAAACAGACAAGAAGGACAAACCCGAGGCAGCAGAAGAGGAAGAAGCUGUCGUUUCUGAAACGUCGGGAAUCAUGUCAGCUGUUAACCACCUUGCUGGAGAUGAUGAGAGGAAAGAAGAUAGUGCAGAGAAGAGCAUCGUAGACAAGAUGGCAGAAGAGAAGGCAGCUCUUGGUGCUGAAGGCGUGGCAAUGAUGGACAUGUUCAAUAAGAUUGAAGAAGUAUCAACAGGAACACCAGAAGAUAAAGACAAGCCAGAGUCCCAGCCUUCAGAUCAGCCUAUCGUAACUGAGGAACCUAUCACCUCGGAAGAAGCUUACAUAACUGGAGACAAGGGAAGAGUUCCAGAUGAAGACGCUGUAACCGAGGAACCUAUCACCUCAGAAGAGGCUAACAUAACUGGAGACAAGGGAAGAGUUCCAGAUGAAGACGCUGCUGAGAAGCUGAAGAAGUGCAAGAUCAUCUUUGUCAUUGGAGGACCCGGGUCCGGCAAGGGAACACAGUGUGAGAAGCUUGUGGACACCUAUGGAUUCACACACCUGUCAUCUGGUGACCUCUUGAGGGCAGAGGUCAAGUCAGGGUCAGAGAGAGGUCAAAGGUUAACAGCUAUUAUGGAGGCUGGUGACCUUGUCCCACAGGAGACAGUGCUGGAGUUAUUGAAGGAGCACAUGUUGGCCAAGGCUGAUACGUCCACUGGUUAUUUGAUCGACGGCUACCCACGAGAGGUUCAGCAAGGAAUUGAGUUCGAGAAACAGUUCGCAGAAUGCACUUGUGCCCUGUACUUUGAGGUCUCCGAUGAAACGAUGACAACAAGGCUCCUGAAGCGUGCUGAGACAAGCGGACGAGUGGAUGACAACGAAGAAACCAUCAAGAAGAGACUGACGACAUUCCAUAAUGCUACAACACCAGUGGUGGACCACUAUCAACAGAAGAACAAGAUUAUCAAGGUAUCAGCUGAAACAGAUCCUGACAGUGUGUUCUCAUGUGUGAAAGAUGCUUUGAAGGAGCGCGGUAUCGAGUCUCAGAAUUCAGCCGAGAAGCUCAAGAAGUGUAAGAUCAUCUUUGUCAUUGGAGGGCCAGGGUCCGGCAAGGGAACACAGUGUGAGAAGCUUGUAGACACCUAUGGAUUCACACACCUGUCAUCUGGUGACCUCUUGAGGGCAGAGGUCAAGUCAGGGUCAGAGAGAGGUCAAAGGUUAACAGCUAUUAUGGAGGCUGGGGACCUUGUCCCACAGGAGACAGUGCUGGAGUUAUUGAAGGAGCACAUGAUGGCCAAGGCUGAUACAUCCACUGGCUAUUUGAUCGAUGGCUACCCACGAGAGGUUCAGCAAGGAAUAGAAUUUGAGAAACAGAUCGCAGAAUGUACCUGUGCCCUGUACUUUGAGGUCUCCGAUGAAACGAUGACAACAAGGCUUCUGAAGCGUGCUGAGACAAGCGGACGAGUGGAUGACAACGAAGAAACCAUCAAGAAGAGACUGACCACAUUCCAUAAUGCUACAACGCCGGUGGUGGACCACUAUCAACAGAAGAACAAGAUUAUCACCGUAUCAGCUGAAACCGAUCCUGACAGCGUGUUCUCUGUUGUGAAAGAUGCCUUAAAGGAGCGCGGUAUCGAGGCUGCCAGCUCGGCCAAACAACAGAGGUUCAUUUUUGUCAUUGGUGGCCCUGGCUCUGGCAAGAAAGAAGUCGCCAAGAAAAUGGCCGCCCAGUACAAGCUGGUCCACCUCUCCGCUGGUGAACUCUUGAGGGCUUUCUCUGAGCUUGACACCCCAGAGAGCAAAGAGGCUGCUCAAGUCAUCCAGGCCGGCAGUCUGGUGCCUCAGGAGGUUCUAUUCAAAGUCAUGCAAGAGGAGGUGAAGACCAAUGCCUCGGCCGACGGGUUUGUGAUCGAUGGGUUUCCGAGGACGGUAGCACAGGCCGAGCUGUUUGUAAGCGAGUUUGGUUACAUCGAGGGCGCACUGUUCUUGGAAGGAGUACGUGAGGAACUUCUCAACAACGUCUCGUCCCGGGCUGAAUCCAGCGGACGAUCAGACGACAGCGCAGACGUUGCUGGCGCUAAGCUGGAUGUGUUCGAAGCUGAACUGCCUGCUGUCCUGGGAUAUCUAGAAAAACAGAACAAGGCGGUGAAAAAGGAGCUUUCAUUCAAAGAUGCAGCAGAUGAUGUGGACAUGCUUCUGGAUGUCUUGAAUGCGUUCAGCGCCUCAGACAAGUAGAUCAGAUACUCCAGGUUUGCUCAGAGACAAUCUGUUCAUCUCUCAGAUGCGGUGGGUUCAUUGCGGUAUUGUGUAUGAGAGGUUGUAGGCAGUAGUAUUGCAAACAGGUAUAUAUACCAAAAUACUGUGAUUCCGUCCUUUGUAAAUGUGUUUUUGCCUUCUCUUGGCUUUAGUGCUAGUGCCAUCCAAUUCAGUCUUGUGUGAUAAUAUUAUGGGACUUUGAACGUACAUGUACUUCUAAUUGGUUACUACUCGGUUUAUUCUGACAUGGAAGCCAGUGUAUGCCCUCCAUGUAGCCUGGAUUGGCUGUUGGGUUGAGGCUUUGACAGCGCCCUCAAUAUGUCAAGCACAGAUCCAAUAGGAGUAUAUCAAUCAACUAUCAUAGUUUCUUUCGGGGAGGCACAAAGAUUUGGUAGUAUUUUAUUUUUAAUAGGCAAGUUGUAAAUAGCUAUGCAUUUCAAGAUUUUUGUUUGUGUACAAGAGACACCAGGAUUUGGUUACGGGAGUUCUUUCAGAAGUAACUGUGAGGUCCUUUUUUUUUUGCGAGUCUUUCCUUGAACUUCUUUGAUCAAAUCUGCACUAAGAGGUGUGAUUAUUUGCAUGAUACCAUUUGUAGGACUUAUUUUUGUAGAAAGUGAAAAUUUCAAACUAAAUAAUUUCCUUGGCCAUGUGAAAGUACCCUGCCUUGGAAGGAGAUGUUUCGGCCGUGAUUUUAUUUUUAUAUUUUGAUUUCAUAUUUUGGUGAACAAUGUUAAUAAUGUAUUCUUAUUCAUCCACAUUUUAUUAGAAAUAGCUUGCUGAAUUUGACGAGAGACUCAUUCUUAUUUGAAAAUAUUUGUAGCUUUGGGGGCAUUUUCCCAUAUUUCUUGUGUUAGUUCACUUUCUAUGUAAACAAAUUUUUUGAAUUGUGUAUUCAACUAAAUUUGUAUGAGAUGUUUAUUCUUAUUUGCUUUGACAAAUCAAUUGACUUCAGGGACAAAUUUGCCUGCCAGGCUGAAAUCUAUAAAUAGUUUUGUGUUAUGAAAAGCAAUAUUAACCUAAUACUGCUUCAUUCAUAUUGGGGAUAAAAAAAAAUGACUAUAGCAACUACAGUGUAUAAGUUCACUAAUCCUGAUAUGAAAUAUGUGGAUUUGUGUUUAAUGCCCAACUUUGCUUUUUUGGGGCAAAAAAAGAAAAUGUACAUAUGUAGAAAUGGCGAAUAGAUUUUGCACUGUUCUGUCUCCUUUUGCACAUUAUAUAUUAAAGUAUACACACAUACGUAUGAGUAUGACACCACUGUGCCUUUCAUGACUUUCAAACAAAAUAUCACUUUUUUCACGUUGGAAUCCGAUAUCCUUUGAAACACUGAGCAAUAAACUAGCAUUUGUACAAUACAUGUAGAUGUUUUCAAAGCUUACAUUUAAUAUAACUUUCUUUACAAUUGUAAAUUAAAAAGAAGUGGCUAAAAUCUUAACUUUGAUUAGAAAAAAAGAUUAGAAACGACUUUUUAAGGUAUGAAAAAAAUAAAAUGUGAAAUGAAAGUGUUAUGCUAAUAACUCACCAACAAUGUUGGAGAACUGAUCUGAGGACGCAAAAGCUGUAUAUAUUAGAUUUUAUGUGUAUAUAUGGUAAGAUAACUGUACUUACUUCAAUGACUCUUUGCUAAAAUUUCGUCAGCCCAUUAUUUUAUUUCAUGACAAUCUCAUUCAAAUAUUUCGUUAAGUAUGUUUAUAAUGAAAAAUGCUAUUAUUCAAAAGUUUGUUAGUACUUCUUUUGUGUGAGUUUGGUUUAAUAAUCAUCUUAGUAGCAUCAUCCAGUAAUGUCAGUCGUGUACGAUGCUGAACUACACUAAUACUAAACUAUUACAACUAACAAGAAGAUUAAAACUACUGUGAAGAAUUGAA